UGUAAAUUUGCAUUAAUUUUGGAGAUUGGUUAGGGGUUGUUGUUUGUCUCUUUUAAGGAAGAUGUGAUGUCGUAUAAUGUAAAUAAUGUCGUGUGCUUAUGAAGAGCAAAAUGUCAUCAGAGGCUCGUCCCCGGACCGGUCAGGACAGGAAUCCAAUUUCUGAGAAAGAAGAGAAAAUUUGUUGAAAGAGGCCCUGCCUGGCUCAUAUCAUACUCAUUCUCACUCACUCACUCACUCCAUUUCAUACUGGAAUUUUCUAUCUAGUUUUCAAGUUUCCCUUUUUUUCAUUCUUUAUUAUUAAUUUGUAAGGGUGAGGAAUUGAUGAAAACCAAGAGCCAUGGAGGUAAGAGUCGGCCAUUGUCGACGCCGUCUUGUCAUUCUCCCAGGCUUCCCGUUCUUACGCCUGCUAGGUUUAGGGCUCUCCCUAUUCUCCUCAAUCAGGAAAAUGGUGAUGAAAAAUUAGAAAGCACACCCGUAAUUUUCUUUUGCGAGGGUGAUAAUGACGAUGAUAGGGGUGUGAAUUCUGAAUCGAGUCCUCAAACAGUUAAGAAUGGUGGUGGUAUGAGUAUGAUGACCCCGCAAUUUACCGGUAGUUGGAGUGAAGAUUCCAUGGAAUUGGAUAGCUUGGAGGAAGGGGAAACUUGUUUUAGAUGUAAAGGUAGAGAUAAACGUGUGAGGGUUUGUAGUGAAAUAGGCUGCUUGAUUGCUGUUCAUGAUGAGUGUAUGGGGUGUGAACCUACUUUUGAUGAUUUGGGAUUGUUCUACUGCCCUUAUUGUAAGUACCGGCGUGCAAAGGCGGUGGCUGUUGAGACGAGAAAAAGAGUUAUGGCAGCAAAGAAAGCAUUGUUGAAUUUUCUUGAAGGGAGAGUAGUUGGUGAAGAUAAAGAGAAGGAGAAGGAAAAUGAGUGUAGUGACACAGUUGAUAGGAAUGCAUGUGAUACAUUACCUAGUGCUAGCAAUGGUAUUCACUGCAAUAAUGAGAAUGUUCCAUUUCCGAAUGAUCUUGAAGUCCAGAGUCAGGCUGUGGAUGAAAAGGAAAUGGAUGAUGCACAAGUAGGUUGCCAUGAUCAGGAUAAGUUAGUGAUUGAAAAAGAGAUUCAGCCCAGCACAUUUGUAGCCAAUGGUGCUGAUAAUGUAGGUUGUGGGGAAGGGACAGCAGCGAGGAUUGACAAACUUCAAGGUUCUAGUGCCAAAGAUCUAUCAAAUAAUGAUGGAGAAGAUGGGAAAGAGGAGGAUUCAGGACCAAUGGAUGAUAGUAAGGAUGAGAGAAUUGUUGAAGAAAAUGAGGAAAGAGAGAUUUUGGAUACUUCUGAAAUUGCAGGAGAGGUAAUUAUUGAUGAUGCUGAUAUUGAGAAAAGAGCCACCAAAAAAUUAUUGAGGGAGGCUAAAAUUGUAGAGGAGGAUGAAGAGCAAAUACUAACAGAAUCAUCAGAUGGGAUUGACAAAUCUGAAACUGAAUCUCGUGUGAACCGUCACAGGCGUUUCAAACAAAGAGCUGGAAAAACAGUAUGCUCUGAGAAUGUUACUCUACCCAAGAGAUCUUCCCCUAGGCUAUGGAAAUCAGUUGCACGCCAUAAAAGCACCACAAAGAAAAAUGCUUUGCUUUUUAAUGAGAAAAAUACUACCUCCGAAAAGUCCCAACAAGCACUAAAACUGGUCCCAACUAUGGAAUUCUCCAGAAAGCGGACAAGAUUACACUGGACAGUGGAAGAGGAAGAAAUGCUAAGGGAUGGUGUUCACAAAUUUUCAAUGAUGACAAACAUUGUUCUGCCAUGGAAGAAAAUUUUGGAGUACGGACGUCUUGUAUUUGAUCCCAGUCGCACUCCAGUUGAUCUCAAGGACAAGUGGAGAAACUUAAUGGCCAAAGAGACUGCGCCAAUUAACAAAAAUUGAUUUAGAUAGCUUUUUGGACCUUAACAGGUUAAGGUCAUCCAGGUCUGGUUUCUUUUACUUUAAUAUCCUCUCCUUUGUAAAUCAAAUCCAAAUGAGGGAGCCCAUUUUUGUACAUGUUUCCGUGCUCCCCUUUUACCUCUUACGCUCCAUGUUUUACAAUUUUUAUGUAAUAUUAUAUAAGUAUUGAUUUGUAUGUGCACAUAAAUAUAUAAUGUUGUGAUAUAAAUCAAAAUUUAAUA
Molecule: messenger RNA, 2132 nt
Organism: Cannabis sativa
Lineage: Eukaryota; Viridiplantae; Streptophyta; Magnoliopsida; Rosales; Cannabaceae
Exons: 4
Coding region: 322-1893 (523 amino acids)
Source: RefSeq, a predicted model, not a curated record